AUGGCACCCGCCGCGAAGCCCACGAAAAAUCAACUGCGGCGAGCCAAAAAGAAGGCACAGAAACAACAGACUACAACGGACUCGACACCUGAUCCUGCGACAGAAGUAACGACAGAGACCCCUGCGAAAGUCAAAGUCGAAGAGUCCAUCAAAGCAGAGAACCGGCGCGAUAGCGACGCAAUCACAGACCCGCUCAUCGUCGACGAGGAUAAUCCUCUUUACGAUAUGUACAAGGAGAUCCUAGAGAAGUUUGAAGAGGGAGAUAAAGAAGACCCGUCCACGAAAGAACCCGACAAACCUGAAGUGUAUUACGACGACGAUGAUGAUAUACCCGACGAGGAAGAGGAGAACGCUGCGCCAAAGAUGUCCAAGAAGAAGAGGAAAGAAAUGACCCAAUUGUCUGUGGCAGAACUCAAAGCACUAGUCAACAAACCGGAGUUGGUCGAAUGGACAGACACAUCAGCACCAGAUCCGAAACUUCUCGUUCACCUGAAAUCUUAUCGAAACGUGGUUCCAGUACCGACACACUGGUCCCUGAAGAGAGAAUACCUUUCAUCGAAGCGAGGUAUAGAAAAGCCCCCCUUUGCGCUCCCGAAAUUCAUACUCGAGACUGGAAUCGCGGAAAUGAGAGACGCGACACUGGAGAAGCAGGACCAGCAGACAUUGAAGCAGAAACAGCGAGAAAGGGUACAAGGCAAGACGGGCAAGCUCGACAUCGAUUAUCAGAAGCUCUAUGAAGCCUUCUUCCGCUUCCAGACGAAGCCAGAGUUGACGAGAUAUGGUGAGGUCUAUUACGAAGGCAAAGAAUUCGAGACCAACCUGCGUCACCUGCGACCUGGUGAAUUGUCCGACGAACUAAAGGAAGCACUCAACAUGCCACCUGGUGCACCUCCUCCAUGGCUCAUAAACCAACAGAGAUACGGCCCACCGCCAUCGUACCCUGCUCUCAAAGUCCCGGGAGUGAACGCACCCCCACCGCCCGGGGCAAGUUGGGGCUUUGCCCCUGGUCAAUGGGGUAAGCCACCGGUUGACGAAGCUACAAACCGACCUCUUUAUGGUGGUGACAUUUUUGGUGUAUUACAGCAACAACCCAAUACUCAGCAAGGAGAGCCGGUAGAAAAGGAUCUGUGGGGUGAAUUACAACCUCCAGAGGAGUCUGAAGAGGAAGAGGAGGACGAGGACGAGGACGAGGACGAGGAGGAAGACGAAGACGAAGAGGAUGGCGGGGCUGGUCUACAGUCUUCAGCCGGUCUGGAAACACCAAGCGGUAUGGCUACUUCUGUGACCACCGAAAUCGGCGGCACAGAGACGGUGUCAGAGUUCGAUCUGCGGAAGCGACGUGGCACAGAAACGGAGGAAUCAUCUCACCCGAGAGCAGCAUAUCAAGUCAUUCCCGAGCGACAGACAAAGGUGGAGGGUUUCUUUGGUGGCGACCGAGCGUAUGACUUGAAAUCGAGCCAAGCGAAUCUCCCGGUGCUGGGUCAGGAGGAAACACGGAAACGAAAGAAGCCCGGUGAUGUGGACGUAUCCAUGAACCCGGACGCCUUGGCAGCUCACGAUGGUAUGGACCAAGAAGAUCUUCGACGAGCAUACGAUCAGCAACGAAAAUCGGAGCAGAAUCCAGAGUGGGAUUUCCGGGAAGAUUUGUCUGAAAUGAUAGCAUCGGAAGCAAGGAAGAGACAGAAGAGGGAUGAAGAAAGAAGAAGUAAGCGGUGA
This is a messenger RNA of Exophiala oligosperma, 1716 nucleotides long. RefSeq lists its product as uncharacterized. The transcript has 2 exons. The record is from RefSeq and is a predicted model, not a curated record. Gene Ontology annotation, cellular component: U2 snRNP; nucleus; catalytic step 2 spliceosome. Gene Ontology annotation, biological process: mRNA splicing, via spliceosome. The coding region runs from base 1 to 1716 and encodes 571 amino acids. Lineage: Eukaryota; Fungi; Ascomycota; Eurotiomycetes; Chaetothyriales; Herpotrichiellaceae.